Molecule: messenger RNA, 2358 nt
Organism: Salpingoeca rosetta
Lineage: Eukaryota; Choanoflagellata; Craspedida; Salpingoecidae
Exons: 6
Coding region: 43-2157 (704 amino acids)
Source: RefSeq, a predicted model, not a curated record
ACUGACUUCAGUCCCGCAACAGCAGCAGCACAACUGCCAAAGAUGAAGAAGGGCGGCAACGGCAAACGCGGUGGUGGUGGUGGCGGUGCGAAGAAGAAGCACAACAAGCACAAGAACACCACAGCGUCAAAGAAGAAGAAAGCACAACACAAGCAGCAGCACCAGCAGCACCAGCACAAGGGCCAACAAGAAACAUUAUUAUUGAAAGAGACAGAGGGGACAACACAACAGAGUGGUGAGAGACAGGGUCCAACAACGCAUGAGCAGCACCAGCAGCACCAGCAGGAUGCAACUGCAACAGUAACUGCAACAGUAACAGCGGCAGCGGCAGCAAAGGAAGCGCGGCGUAAGGAGCUGCAAGCACGGUUGAGAUCAAAACGGGCGGCCCUGCGUGCUGGUCAUGGCCACAGGCAGGUGUGGGCAGACAGGGACCAAGCGCAUGAGCACCAGCACUCAUCCUGCUCGUGCUGCGACGACCACGACCACGACCACGAACAUAGCACGUCCAGUGGCAACGACCACGACGCUGCCCCGGACCGCGACGGUAGUCACGCAGCUCAGGAUCACAAUGCAUCAUACACCAAGCAGUUGCCAGGGGAAUCACAAGCCGAAACUGGAGCGAGUCAUUUGUUGUCGACGAGCAGCAAGAAGGCGUUGUCGGGAGCGAACAGGCAUGCGGCACCGCGUGCCAUGCCAGACUGGCUCACGGGCAAAGCGGGCGACAUCAUGCGUGCGCAGCCGGAAUCACACGAUGACUUUUUGCAGUCACUUCCCUCCAUCAGCAACGGCACCAACCCGUUCUUUACGCGGAUGAUGGCACGCCGCAAGAAAGGUGCAUUGAAGGAGCAACAGCACACGCAAUCGACGCGGGACAAGCGGUUGCAACCAAUGCUGUUCGACGAAGAGCUUGAGGUCCCGGACGUGGAGCCUGUCUUGUUUCCAGACGACGACGCGAACUUGAACCUCCAGACCGACAACUUCUUCGCUGUCACACCAAACGCCACGAACAGCGACCGCAUCCACAGUGAUGAUGAUGACGGCGAUGAUGCAUGGGCGAUGGCAGACGUGCGUCCUCAACGCAUUCCCGUUCACACGGCGAGGAAACCCAGCACUGCUGGUGAUGGUGCUGGUGGCAAUGAGAUGAGUUUGAGGGCUUCCACGCUGUCACCAGAGGCAAAGACAACAAAUGCAGUGACAGUCGCAGCAGCAGGGACCACAACCCAGUCGACCGUGAACGGCAGCAGCAACGGCAGGAGUGAUGAUGAGGCAAUGGCUCUGCUGGAUCAGUUUAUGGCAGACGUGCUGCUGGACGCCAAGUACAACAGCAAUGGUGAUGGCGGUGAUGGCGUGCCUGCAGGCAACGCAACAGUGAUGACCGUGACGACCAAGGGCGCACAGGCGAGCAUGGUGGCACAAUACGGUGAUGGUGGUGGUGGUGGUGGUGAUGGUGGUGAUGUGAUUGUGCCAGUGCGUCGUAACCCACACAGCAACAACAAUUACGAUGACGACGAUGAUGAUGAUAGCGGGAAGGAGGGCGGGGAAGGCGUGGAGAAUGAUGAUGGUGGUGAUGGUCCUGGCUCUGGUGAUGAUGAUGAUGAUGAUGAUCUGUUUGGGAUUUCUCCACCACAACCAUCAUCAACCAUGCUGCAUAUCCUUGGUGAUGGCGCGUGUUCUCUCCUCCCUGGUGAGGCCGAUGAUGACAAGCGUUUCCCAGCAGCACCAGUAACCCGCACAGACCGGUUUCUGGACUUCAAGUCCACCAUCCGAGCUCAUGCAACUGCACAGAUUGCUGGUGGCGAACUGGUGACCUUCACGGCAGUUGAAGGGGAAGAUACGACAACAACGACGACGACGAUGGGUGAUGGUGCUGUCACCACCACCACCACCACCACCACCACAGCCACUCAUCGACAGAUCGCCACGACAACGGCUACCGCACACGACACGGGCAGCAAUGGCACAACCAGCAGCGCCGGCAGCACUGCAAUAGAUACACAAUCAUCACCAUCACCAUCUGUGAGUGCGAGUGCUGUUGAGGCGUUUGCUCUGGAUCCGGACUUUGACUACGACGACAUUGCGCUGACGGCGACACCGCCGCUCCACGCGCAGGUGGCCGCCAUGGCCAGGCAACGCGGUGGUGGUGGUGGUGAUAGAUGAAGGCUGAUGGUAAUGAUAACGGUCGCGCGCGCGCGCGUGUGUGUGGGUGGGUGUGGGUGUGUGGGUGGGUGCGCGCGCGCCUGUCAUUGGGGCGCUGCUUUUGUACUCUGAACGGCCGAUUGUCUAUGAGCGGGCUGUUUAUGUUGAACGUAUGAGACAGUUACUUUUUCACACAUGACAUUAGAAACGGGCAGCAAUUAC